Molecule: messenger RNA, 255 nt
Organism: Caenorhabditis briggsae
Lineage: Eukaryota; Metazoa; Nematoda; Chromadorea; Rhabditida; Rhabditidae
Exons: 1
Coding region: 1-255 (84 amino acids)
Source: RefSeq, a predicted model, not a curated record
AUGAAACUUCUUGUGGAGUAUGUUUCCAGUCGUGGAAGUGUGGAAUUCGAGUCGCUUCCAUCUGAAGAUCAGAAUCUAGUGAAUUUCAAUAGCAACAUCUUCAAAGUAAUCUCAACGAAGCCUGGCGAAAUGUUUGUCAAUCUUUUUGACCGAACUCUGGACGCAUCGGCUCUCAAAGAUGGAAACUGCCUUCGUUAUCCUGUGGAAGCCGAUCUUUGUUGGAUGUCGGAGUUUACCGAUUCCGUUAAACAGUGA